Molecule: messenger RNA, 1428 nt
Organism: Fusarium pseudograminearum CS3096
Lineage: Eukaryota; Fungi; Ascomycota; Sordariomycetes; Hypocreales; Nectriaceae
Exons: 3
Coding region: 1-1428 (475 amino acids)
Biological process (GO): amino acid transmembrane transport
Cellular component (GO): vacuolar membrane
Molecular function (GO): amino acid transmembrane transporter activity
Source: RefSeq, a predicted model, not a curated record
AUGAUCAACACAUCUUCUGCCAAUAUCAGUUCUUCUGAGCCAGAGAUUACCAAGGCCGACAAGCAGCCAUCUGGCAGGCUUAGUAGUGGUAGCAUUGAACUUGGACGACAGGAGAAAGUCGAUGAUGGCGAAGUUUUUCGGCAGGGUGAUGGCGUUGUCGAUUUCCGGACUGUAGGAUGGAUCCAGGCUUCUGUCAUUUUCCUCAAGGUCAUCUUCGCCACUGGUGUCUUGACGAUCCCUUCAGCCAUGUUCGUCCUCGGUGCACUUCCCGGUGCGAUCAAUGUCCUUGGCUGGCAGGCUCUGAACACGUACUGCGCCAUUAUCCAAGGCAACUUUCGCAAUGCGCAUGCAGGCUGCCAUUCCAUUGCCGACAUGGCCAAUGUUGUCGGCGGUGCAUGGCUCAAGGAGGUGGUCGGAGUUCUUUUCCUCGUCACAUACGCCAUCGUCGGUGCAUCCGGUAUCUUUGGUACAUCUGUGGCUCUCAAUGUGCUGUCGAACCAUGCCAUCUGCACUAAUUGGUUUAUGCUUGUUGCGGCAAUCGCUGUUCUUAUUCUAGCAAGUGUCCGCAAGUUUGAGAACAUUGCUUGGCUCAUAUGGGCGGGCUUUCUGACCGUCUACGUUGCUGUUUUCAUCGUCGUUGUCGGAGUUACUACCCUUGAUCGACCUGCUGCUGCUCCUCAGACCGGAGACUACGACUUUGGUUAUCACGUUAUCGGUAACCCGACUUUUGUCACUGGCAUUACCUCUGUGGCUACCAUCUUCUGCUCUGGUGCUGGCACAUCCGCAUUUCUGCCUGUCAUCUCGGAGAUGCGCAAGCCCCGAGACUACAACAAGGCUGUCUAUCUUUGUAUGGGCAUCGUGACUGCUUCGUACCUGACUUUCUCCCUUGUUGUUUACCGAUACUGUGGACAAUGGGUUGCUUCUCCGUCGUUAGGCAGUGCGGGCGAGAACAUCAAGAAAGUUGCCUACGGCAUUGGCCUCACUGGUCUUUUGGUCAGCGCUUGUCUCUACGUUCACGUUGCCGCCAAGUACAUGUUUGUCCGUCUUCUGCGCCAUUCAGAGCACUUCCAGAAGAACACCGUUACCCACUGGGCAGUCUGGCUUGGCUGCACAUUUACCAUGUCGGCUGUCUCCUUUAUUCUCGCAUCCGGAAUUCCUAUCUUCAACUACCUCCUCGCUCUGGCUGGUAGUCUUACCUUUUCGCCUCUCGCAUUAGGUCUCCCAGGUUACCUUUGGAUCUACGACCACCAGCACUAUCGCCAGGGAAAAUGGUGGCAGAUUGUUGUAUACUAUCUCAACUGGCUUAUGAUUGCCUUGUCUGUCUUCUUAACUAUUGGAGGAACAUAUGGAGUUGUUCAAAACAUUAUUGACGCGUAUGCGAAUGGCCUAAUCGGAGGAGCGUUUUCCUGCGCCAACAACGAUAGGUAA